UGUCGGGCGGCGCAAAUCACCUACGGGUUGAGGGAUGGUUUCCAAGAGCCUGGUUCCUGAUGAUCGCUGGAGAUAGUCACUAGUUUCUUGCUUCGCCACGGAUUGGGCUAAGCGUCUACUUAAUGCUGAAUCCUGCGCAAGUCAGUUACACUUUUAGUCCUUGGUUACCGGCACGUCCGAUGUCGUCAAUUCGACACUAAUUUUCGGUUUUCGCACUACUGUCCAAUUACCACGGAUCGGGUUUUGUCACUAGAUUGUCUUCCAAAAACUAGCACUGCACGUAGAGUGUUCCGUACGACUGCGCCACAAAUGUACGGGACUUCACAUCUGACUUUUUAAAAAGAAAUCUUUUUCUUCACUUAUGAACACUAAGUCCCGAAUUUUAUUAAUCAUUCAUUUUUCACUUGCUACAUAAGUCUUUCCUACGGCUGAAGGCCACACUUUUCUAUCAGACUUCACUUAGAACUUGCUACAUAAGUUUUCCUACGGCUGAAGGCCACACUUUUCUAUCAGACUUCACUUAGAACUUCUAACUGCUCGCACUCAAGGUUUUCUACUAACUGACUGGCUUCGACCACCUGGGCUGAGGGCGCACCUGCGUCCUCCGGUGGGGCUCGAUGAGAAUCUUGCUGGCAUCAGCGAAAGGCCAUCGGAUGAUGUUGGCCUGGAUUGCGUCGAUCGAAGUAUUGGUGACCGUUGCCGUUCCAGGGCCAUUGACACGCGUCGCUCGGGGCUUCGAUGUUGCCAACGGUCGGUCCUCAUGGUGGAUUGCUGACUGCGUUGUCAGCAACUGUAUGCUCGUCGUCCAAAGUUCGUUGUCGCCAAGAGUUGGUGUUCAUGGCGGUUUGCCAAGUGCCUGGUCAGCAUCUAGUCCACGAUGGUAGAGACCGUAUAUCGUGGGUAGAGCUUAGGGAUGUCCAUAACUGUAUAUCUCCGUAUUUUCUAUGCCUUUCCUUAUUAGAGGAACACAGAUCAGAUCCAGAGGAUGCACAUCAGACAUAUAAAGUACCUUAUAAUUUCGAUGCUUGUUAAACGAAUGCCUACGGCUUUCGGCUGCGAAUAUUUCAUGCUGCUUUUCGGGUCACUUUACCUUCUGGCAUGCCUAGCUAUUUUUCUUUACCAAACACGCGUUGCAGCUUUCCGUUUCCACACCCAUAUUUGCAUGCGAAAACGUUAGUCAGUAAACCAAGGUGAACUACAGGUGAUGUUUACCAACUCCCGGAAGGUAGAGUACUCGGUGGGUAACUCAUCGGAAACCCGCGCUCGAAAUGUCUCCACGUGGGGAGCAUGCGCGCACCGGAAAACAAAUGAACUGGGUUACCAUCUGCGGGAGAUACCAGUAGUUCGCACGAAGAAGGCAACAAGUGUAAUGCUUGGAAUUUCAACAAUUCAGUUCACUAGGAACGGUAUCGCGUGGCAGACGGCACUCCGGAGAGCACAGGAAAUACCUAUCGACACCCGUUGUCGCUACCAUCUGUCUGUGCAUGGUGCUGUCUCUCUGAUCCCAGGAUAUGGCUAUAUAGAACGUUAAUAUUUAAUCAGUAGAUUGGAUCAGUGGAAGACGCAACGCCACACAAUGGUGGACGGGCGCCCGACGACGGUAUCUAAUACCCACGGAUUGAACUGUUGUGGAGCAGUGUUAUCGAUUUUGUGUUCGGUGUUAAACUGAAUCUUCCGGUGCGGUUGAUUGAAGUGCUGUUAUCCAGAUUGUGUAAUUAGAAUUAGGUGUCGCUGUACAUUGACCUGACAAUGUUGAAAACAACAUACGUGGCAUGUAAAUCACCAGCUGGAUGCAUGUAGUACAUCCCAUCUAGUGCAUUCGCGGAAAGGUGAGCGAAUUACCACGUUCAACUAAUUAUCAUAUUGUCCUACAAUAAUAGUGUGCGAGACGAGUGAGGGAAACGUUUUCAGCUGCUGUCUGUAAAAUGGUGUUGUAGGUAGUUACUAGUUCUGCAGCCUACGAGAGCUGAAUGUUAAUUAAUUCGGAUGCUGGCAUUAGGCAAACUGCUGUUGUUCUGCAGGACAACUGUUUCAGUAUAACAGGUUAAUCCCCAACUGAAUAGUACAAACAAAAUCCCCCUUACGAACCCAACCGAGCACAUAGCCAUCAAUAUGUUGCUCUUGCUUGAGUAGUUCCUAGAAGUGGACUGUUAUCGCUUGGGUUCAUCGUAUAAGUCGCCGCCGCAGUCACCACCCAGCAGAAAAAAGAAAAUAAUAUGAAACUACUGAACGGUGUCCUGCAUGGGGCCCAAGCCGAGCAAGACGAAGACGGAUCCGGCGGCCAAUCCUGGGCGCCACUGCAAGUGAUAGUAUACGUUUCGAUCUCGUUUCUGAUAGUGUCCCUGCUGGGGUUGCUCAUCUACAUCACAUGCUCCAAACGGUACCGGCUGAAUUGGUUCGAGAAAAACCUGCUGGAGACGGCCAAGGAGAGGGAGGCUUACGGCCAACGAAAUGAAAGCCAAAUUAGUUGCCCUAUCCCGUACAACGUGGACGCCGUUGCUGGGACAUCGCGGUAUUUGAAUCGGAACACCGGCAGCCCAUUGGCAAAAACGGACGACCCACCCUUCUGGGCAUCUCAAGGACUCUACAAAACCACCCACACCAACGGUCAGCUUAUAGACUCUUCUGACGAGGAGCCCCCGGAGGACAGUGCCGAUUCAUCGAGCAGCUGUAAAUCUGUUAUAGCGGCCGGGUCGGUACCCAUUGCGCGCACCGAUAAGCACGUUGUUCUAAGCGUCACGAGCCCGGCAAAACCGACCACAUCGACGGUGAAGGCGAAAAACAACCAACCGAAGUCGGUGGAUGCUUCCGGUGGGGAGGACACACUUGAUACAUCCGCCUCCGGUGGUGCCGCUGCCGGUGGAAUUAGCGCUAGCUCUUCCGUAAAACUUGAACUCGGCGAUGACUCCCGAGGAGCAAUCCACCUAACGCUCAACUACGAUCCCAGUGCGGGGAUUUUGAAUGUUAAACUCAUUGAGGCUCAGGACCUGCAACCGCGAGACUUCAGUGGCACGGCGGAUCCGUACGCAAAGAUAAGACUGCUCCCAGAUCGCAAUAACAUGUGGCAAACUAGGAUACACAAGAAAACGUUAAACCCAGUGUUCGACGAAGACUUUGUCUUCGAAGUUCGACCGGCCACCAUCGGCCGCCGUACGCUUGAAGUGCUGUUGUUUGACUUUGAUGCCUAUUCCCGCCACGUGGUCAUCGGUGGAGCACAACUUGCGCUGGCGCAUGUUGAUCUUUCCGAUCGUUUGGAUAUCUGGCGACCGUUGGGACCCUGCACCGAAACUGACUCAAAACAGGACCUUGGUGACGUCAUGGUUUCCCUAUCAUAUCUUCCCUCAGUCGAGAAGCUAACCGUAGUCAUUAUAAAGGCAAGAAAUUUACGUAUCGUUGAUGAAACCCGGGGCUCAUCGGAUCCGUACGUGAAAAUAUCGCUGCACAACCUGGAUGGAAAGCGUCUCAAAAAGCGUAAAACAACCGUAGCCAGAAAUACGGUUGCACCCGUUUACAAUGAAGCACUGACCUUUGACAUAGCCAAGGAGACGCUUAAAAAUUGUUCCAUCGAGUUGCAGGUUCGUCACGAUAGUCUGCUGGGCAAGAACGAAGUGCUCGGAUGCGCUACCAUCGGAAAUGGACCGGAUGUCAGACCGGAGGAUCGAGCUUUCUUCGACGAACUGUUUCGCAAUCGGUCUGCCACAGCUCAAUGGAUUGCACUCUCCGAUUGGAAGGCAGCCAAAUCAGCGGCAGGCAAAUGAAUGGAGAUGCCGUGUUUCACUCAGUAUAGCUACAACUUCUAAAGCAAACGUCCAAUGUACCUUAAUCUAUUGCUAGUUGUUAAUCGUAGGACAGCAAUCCAGAAAUUUAUUGCAUUGUUGAAUGUUUCCAAACGUUGCUGUAUCUAUUGAUGUUGUAUGUCUGUUGUGAGCAGAAGAUGAUGAUAAAAGGCCCCACUCUUCUUUAAGUUCGAUAUCAUGAGUAACGAUAUUUACUGUAGAUUAUACAUUCUAAACUUAUACACCACCCUUAGUGUAUACUGUAGCAUGAUUCCUAUUUAAAAAGAAUUAUUUACUUUUAACUUUCCGACUUUGUACAGCGCAUCAAAGCUAUUGAAAAGACCUCAAAACUAUGAUGUAGAAUAUUACAAUUUAGACACACCAAGGAAUGCAAGGGAUAAACAAAUGGAAAGGUUUUAUCGAUUUGUGGCAGUACUAUCUAAUCCAAAAUAUAAGAUUAGCUGCGUCUAAAACAUACGUAGAAUAUCACAACACAAAUACAUAUACAAAUUAUGAUGAUAUCUCUGAAUAUUUAUCUAGUGUUAUUAAAGUGCAAAUAUAUACCAA
Messenger RNA from Aedes albopictus (Asian tiger mosquito), 4343 nucleotides. Its product is annotated as synaptotagmin-2. Gene Ontology annotation, cellular component: exocytic vesicle; dense core granule; axon. The record is from RefSeq and is a predicted model, not a curated record. The transcript is spliced from 7 exons. The coding region runs from base 2217 to 3758 and encodes 513 amino acids. Gene Ontology annotation, biological process: synaptic vesicle endocytosis; cellular response to calcium ion; regulation of calcium ion-dependent exocytosis. Gene Ontology annotation, molecular function: calcium ion binding; calcium-dependent phospholipid binding; clathrin binding. NCBI's taxonomy places the organism in Eukaryota, Metazoa, Arthropoda, Insecta, Diptera, Culicidae.